Messenger RNA from Ochlerotatus camptorhynchus, 1699 nucleotides. RefSeq names its product alkaline ceramidase (gene bwa). The record is from RefSeq and is a predicted model, not a curated record. Gene Ontology annotation, biological process: ceramide catabolic process. Gene Ontology annotation, molecular function: hydrolase activity, acting on carbon-nitrogen (but not peptide) bonds, in linear amides. NCBI's taxonomy places the organism in Eukaryota, Metazoa, Arthropoda, Insecta, Diptera, Culicidae. The transcript is spliced from 6 exons. Gene Ontology annotation, cellular component: membrane. The coding region runs from base 219 to 1157 and encodes 312 amino acids.
UGGAGCCCGUGCCCCGUGGAGUCCGUAAAAUUUUCUUUUCGUUCUUAGUCGUGGAAAGAAUGCUUCUUUUCGGUUAAUUGGAAUUUUUCACUGCACUAGUUACAAGAAACUACUGUUUUCUUGUGAUUUAGUUGACACAUGUAGUCAGAAUUUAAAUCAGCUUUGAACUAAAAAAAAAAAAUCGCCCGUGAAAAGCCAUCAGUGAGAGCAUAUUCUGCAUGAUUUUGAAAUCAUCUACAGAGCCAGGUUUCCCAGACAGAUUUUCAACCACAAUCCAUCUAGUUAAGGAAAGGAAGAAGGUCACACAAAACACCCAGAAAGGUAGGAAACCACAUCCAGCGAUAGCCCCGAUGACCUGGGAACAUUUGGAGCGUGGCAGUUCGCCUGUAGAUUGGUGCGAAGGCAAUUACCUCAUAUCACCGGAUAUUGCCGAAUUCGUUAACACGAUAAGCAACAUCCUUUUCCUCGUCGGUCCUCCGUUCCUGAUCUACCUGUUCAAAGACUAUGGGAAGUUUAUCCAACCGGCCAUCCAUAUGAUAUGGGUCCUGUUGAUUAUUGUUGGCUUGAGCUCCGCCUACUUCCAUGCCACCCUUAGCUUACUGGGUCAGCUGCUGGACGAGCUGACUAUCCUGUGGGUUUUUAUGGCAACGUUGAGCCUGUUCUGUCCUCGGCGGCACUUUCCACGUAUAUUCAAACAGUCCAGGAAACGCUUCUGCAUCUCGAUGUCGGUAUUCUCCCUCUCGGCAACGGCCUUGUCCGUGUGCUAUCCAGCCGUUAAUGCGUUCGCUCUGAUGCUAUUGGCUAUACCGGCUACCUAUCUUAUGUACAAGGAACUACAAAUCGUUCAUGACAAACGGGUCUACCGAUUGGGUGUCCGCAAUACCACCAUUCUGAUGAUGGCCAUCGUGUGCUGGAUCAACGAUCGAAUGUUCUGCGACGCGUGGUCGCGGUUGAGCUUCCCCUAUCUGCACGGUUUCUGGCACAUUCUGAUCUUCAUUUCGGCGUACACGGCGUGUGUACUGUUUGCGUACUUUUUCGUCAGCGACGAAAGACCGGAAAGUCGACCGCAGCUCAAGUAUUGGCCUUCCAAUAAUUUCGAGCUGGGUGUACCAUACGUUUCGGUUAGUUGCUACAAGAAAUUGAACGAUCACAUUUAGACUAAGGACUAAGUUGAACGGUGUAUGGUUUAACUGAAUGAUCUGUGUUAAUAGCAGCAAGCAAGAUAAGGCAAGAUAGUACAUAUUUGAAAGAGAGUAACCAUCAUAGGUAAGAAGAAAGUACAAAGCAGCAAUGAGAAUUGAAAUGGAAAUGGAAAUUCUCAUUACCCACUAGAACAUUGUGUCAUAACGCCAAAAAUAUAGUCUUUAAAUGUGUAGAUAGCCGGGUACAGUAAAUGCGGUUCUACAUUUGUUUAUGAAAUCGCGUUUACAAUUAUUAUUUGAGUAGCAGUAGCAGGUUAGUUUACUAGAAAAUUUUUGUUGUUGUUGAAGCUGCAACAAAGUUUUCGUACUUGUUCCAAACAGUUUGUCUCAUUAACUUAAAAGGUGAUCGAAAUUUUGAAUCUGCUAGUUUUGUUUGCUAUAAGCUUUAAGUAUUGGUUGAUCGUCAAUUUAUAUUAUUUGUUAUUACUAGUGUUAGAAAGAGAUUUUAAUAAAAUAUUGCGUUUAUGAUUAGAUAAAUUAAAUUAAUUGAGUAACUU